This is a messenger RNA of Mya arenaria, 13252 nucleotides long. RefSeq names its product sterile alpha motif domain-containing protein 9-like. Gene Ontology annotation, molecular function: protein binding. The transcript has 12 exons. NCBI's taxonomy places the organism in Eukaryota, Metazoa, Mollusca, Bivalvia, Myida, Myidae. Bases 140 to 6169 code for a protein of 2009 amino acids. The record is from RefSeq and is a predicted model, not a curated record. Gene Ontology annotation, cellular component: cytoplasm.
GUCAGGACUUUUAAUAUUGGAACUAUUUGAUACUGGCGAUGUAUCCACAAAGGCAGAAAAAAGAUAAAAGAAGUGAUUAGAAUGCAUUAGUAUACAGGAAUACAACAGGUGAUUAGCUGAGACAGAAACUACCAAUAAAAUGCUGUCAGACAGAGAUGGGUCGCUACAGUAUUCCAAAGCUCACCAGCUGAAUGUUGACAUUACAAGCGAUGUUCUUAGAGAGCUACUGAAAAAGAAAUCACCAAGCCUAAAGAAUCUACUUUCGACACAAGCGAGCACAAUAAAAAAACAUUUCAAAAAGAAAAUAUUAAAGCAGAAACAGCACAAUUUGCUUACAGAAAAACAUCCAACAGUAGAAAGUUUUGAUGUUACACUUCUCACUUACAUCUUGCGGAACCUAGUCAGCCUUAGCGUUCAAGAAGAAGCGGAUAUCGACAAAUUGAGGGUUAUUCGGAAUGAUUUGUCGCAUAUUCCGAAAUAUCAAUUACACAACAAUGAUAUUUUCGACGAAGCAAAAGGUGCUAUCAGAUCUCUUUGCAGAGGAUUUGACGAAGACACCAUUGAAACCGUUGAAAGCUCAAUCAAGAGGCUAGAAGAAAACGAAUUGAUAUCAAAAGUGACCUACGACAGGAUUUUACUGUUACGGAAAGAAGCCUUUAUGGAUAAACUUCUAAAAGCAUCUGAUUCUGAAAAUGCUGAAGAGACAAAACUGAGGUAUAACUUAUCAGUUUAUGCUGAGAUUAUAGGUCGAUACAUUGAAGUAGAUGUUUUAUCAGCAACAUUGUUAACGAAAGAACUUAUACCGGAGGAAUUACAUACUAAGGUUAUUAGUGCACUUAACACUGAAGAUCAAGCAUCACUUCUUGUUCUACAUAUGCUAGGAGAAGACCAUGAACGGGUUUUAAUGUUCUGUACCUGUAUUCGUGACAUGAACAGCAAUUUAAGUGAUGUGAUCUGCAGGGAGCAAACCAAUUUAGGUAAACUUCUUUGGGAUGUUGAAAAGAAAGCAAUUCGGAAUAUUUUGAAACAUUCAUUGGAAAAGUGCAUCACUGACAGAGUAAGAUGUGAAGACUUGCAUGAAUAUGUGGAAACAAAAAGACGAUGUCGGACAAUGUUUGAAAGGGUUCAAACAUGUGUUCUGGAAGAAUUUAGUGACGUUAUAUUUGAAGACAGCCACAGCAGUUUUCAGGGCUUAAAAUGGAAAGACAAUAUCGACAAUUACGACAACUCCGAGAAAUUAGGCAGUGACGUGUUGCCGGUAAUAAAUUUGCCAAGCGAAGACUUUGCUCUUUAUGUUGGACAAAAACUGAAGCAAUUAUCUGAUAGCCCGAAAAUGGCAAAAAUGAUAGAAAUUAUUACAAAGAGCAUAACUGAAGAACUAAUAUCAUCUCUAAUAUUUUCAAAGUUAAAGCCUGAUAGCGUAAGAGAGUUUUUUAAAGGUGCCCUUAGUGGAGAUGGAUACGGGUUGACAAUUGGUGUUGAAGAAACGUUGAUCGAAAUACAUCAGACUUUGCAGGUACAAAGCAAUGUUAGUGUCAGUGAAAAAACUACAGCGCUUCGUUCUUUUAAAACUGUGGCAUCUAAUGGAUACAGUGCGUCGUCCAUAGUCAGUAGUGUCUCAACGGAUCUCACUGAUCCUGCCCAUUACUUUCUGUAUCCCAGCCAGCUGCGAGACUUGCGUCCUUUAUAUUUCUUGAGCAUGGCAAUAAAGUUUAUUUGCGCCUGCAUUAAUGGUAGACAAAAUGGAACGUUUCAUUUCGGAAUCAAGCCACUGGACAAUGAAAAAGGAAAAGUUAUUGGACUAUCAACCGUGUUGUUUGACAACAUAAAUUUGCUUUCAACAUUCAACAACUGUAUCAAAAGAUGUUUUGGCGUUAAUGCAAAUAGAAUAACGCGUUGCCUGGGUCCUCUACAAAAUGUCGAUGUAGACGGCAAUAAAACGGUCAUCGAGUUUGAUGUGGAGCCAGUUUCGACCUUUUUGGAGGAGAAAUUAGUUCAGAUCCAGUUCCCUCCCUGGGGCAAUACGAAACAAAAAUGUUUUUUACGAACACCUUUAGGCUCUAUUGAAGCCAUAGACCAGACGAUCAUUGAAAAGGGAGAUGAGAGCAUUAGCAAUAUAUUUGAUAGAAGACGUAUGCUUGAUGAAGAAAAGAUUCAUUUGAAAAAGACAGAGACAAACCGUUUGUCACAGCUCACACAAGUACUGACAGCAGGCAACAAGUAUGUAACUCCACAUUUGUUUCCGCACGUCAUAUGUGGACAAUAUUCUAACGCCAACAAUUCAGAAGAGCUGCUGUCGGAUUUGACCUCAAUGGAAUCGGUAUUUUUGUCGGCUUGUGUUGUGUUUAACUUUGAUGAUUCUACUAGCCUUCGUCCAUUGAUUGAAAAGGGAAAAUUGAUAUUUGAUGUGCUAGAUGUUGAUAAAAGUCAAAUGAUUGAUCCAGAUAUAACAAAAAGGGCAUGGAUUAACUGCGGCCAUUCGUGUGAUGAAACGGUUGUCGUGAGGAAAAGGUUUGACCCAAGAGGAUUCAGUACGGUCGUUGAACGCGCUGUCAUGUCUUUUGCAGAACGCACUUUGUUCAUCUUUUUUAUAUUUCAAGAUCUGCAUAAAAGUAAUCCUCUUUUUAUGACAGCACUUGAGUUCUGUAACAAGUACACUGAUAAAACAAUUAUUAUUUCGGAUAGGAAGGAAAAUGUUGAAUCCCUAUUAAAAGAAGUGCCACAGUAUACCGAUGUAGACGUAGACGGGAUAUUCUUUUAUGGUUUUUCCUGGAAAAGAUUGGCUUUAGCUUUGAAAGCAGUGUUUGUCAAUAACCCAGACAUAAUGUACAAGCUACCGAACGGAGAUGGAACAGUGACACUGCUGACAGAAAAAGACAAGACAAUUGCACAAAUAGACGAUAUCGAUAUAAUAAGUGGCCAUGAAUGCGUUGCUGAAUUCGAGGAAAUGAACGACGAUGACAGACGCAAAAAAAAGGCAGAAGUUGAAAAAAGCUUCUAUGAAGGUAAUGAAGUUUGUUGGUGGAAUUUCUUUUUUGACGGUCAAGUUUGUAGAAGAGACUACGUUGCAGAUUACACUGAGCGUAUUGAACAGCAUAUUAGAAAUGGGGCAAUCAAGCGCUUGUUUGAAAUUGUUGAAAUUUUUCAUCAGCGUGGAGCCGGUGGAACAACAGUCGGGAAACAACUCCUAUGGAAGUUCAGUCAGUUCAAGGCUGAUGCAACAAAGGCGCUAAAAGCAUGUAUUGUUCAAAAUGUAACUAAAGACAAAACGGUAAAACAGAUAGCUCGGUUAAGACAGUUGGGGGAAGAUGACAAAGAUCUGAUAAAACCUGUUCUUGUUUUGGUAGACAAUACGACUGAAGAAGAAAUUCAAGUACUUAAGGGUGAAUUGGAUCUCGUAUCUUACAAGCAGGGUUCCAAGUCGGGACAACUGUUUUGUAUACUGAUUGUCGUUUCUCAGGUUGAUAUGCAAUAUUCAAAAAGCCGUUUAGUUUUAAAGCAUUUCUUAAGUAAGGAGGAAAAGUCAAGAUUUGAAGAUCGUUCUAAGGACGUAAAAGAUCUACAGUCGUUAAUUGCUUUUAACGUUAUGAAGGAAAAUUUCGACAAACAAUACAUCAAAAGAACAGUGCACGAUAUUGUUAGCGGAUUAGAAACCAAAGAGGAAAAAGUGUUACAGCAUUUGUCAUUGAUCAGCAUGUUUGAUGGCAAGGCUGCGAUACCAACAAGUGUGUUUGAUGAUUUGAUGGGAUGUGUUGUUUCCACUUCAGGAAGUUUUAGUGUAGAUGAGCUUCUCAAUUCAAAACAUCCAGCGGGAUUAGCUUUUAAUUUACGACACAAAGGUGCUGUUUCUUAUCGACAGACUUGGAAUACAAAGACAACAGAAUCUCUUGAACUCAUGUUGAAGUACAAAGAAACUAAAGGCCUCAGCGCAGUGACUAUCAUAUCACCAUUGAUUGUUGAAGACAUUUUGGAAUACCUCAAGGGAAAAUACUCUUUGACGCUGGAGGAUGUUGUUGAAGACUUGCUCAAUUUCAUGGAAAGAAAAACUACAGAAGCAUCUGAAAAGGAAAGAGCAGUCAGUAUAUUCAAAGAUGUGAUUUGUGAUUUGUUUGUGAUUCGACAAAAUAUCAAAACUGAUGAAAAGGCAGAAGGCAGAAGGGAAUUUUCAAAUUUAGUUCGUGCACUUACGAACCAGCUUCCAGGUGACAUGCCAACAGAUCCAUAUACAAGAGCAGAUAAAUGGAUGAAAAAAUGUUUUGUAGUCUCAAGAUAUCCUUUUAUUGAACAACAUAGGGCACGGCUGGGUAUAUUUUAUCGGCAAUAUCCUUCAGCUUUAGAUGCAAUCCAACAGGCAAUAGCAGUAAAUGACAAGGUCCCUAUAUUCUAUGAUACCUACGGUCAGAUAUAUCGAUCUCAAAUGGACCUCAUCCUCAGAAAAACACCUGAUUAUAAGUUUGCUGGAACGAGCAAAGAUAUUUUUCAACUUGCUCAACAAGCAAUCCGAUACUUUCGCCGAGCUCAGGAAUUGGACCAAAUUAACGAUAUGACAUCCUAUCUUAUGGAACUGAACACAGCUCUUUCGUUCUUAGACAAAGUAAUGGAUGUGGAUGAAGAAGUAGGCGAUAGGACACUUUUUGUUCGUUUUUUAAACGGAGUUGACACCGAGAAAUUCGAUUACCUAGGAAAAGAAAUAUAUACCUUUCGAAAGUGGAGUGAACAAUAUUUUCAUAUUACGAAUACUUUGGUUCGAAUCGAAUAUGAGUUAUUCAUGAAAAAAAGACCAUGUAAAGAUGAAGCAAGUCGAAAAUACACAGAAGGAAAAGCAAAUACAUUACGAUAUCAAUAUGAGAGCAUAUAUGGAAAAGAAGACGAAUGUUUUGUUGUUGGUGAAACAUUUAGGUCACUGAAGAAAGCAUAUUUGAAUGACCUAGCUGGACUUGAACGUAAAGUAGAACGGUUAGAACACAAACACGAUUUAAACGAAAAGGACCUGAUGGUGUAUCUGGCCUAUCACAUCAUCAAAAUUUCGUUGAUGAAAGAAAUAGAGGACGAACAGAAGAGUGAGUUAGAACAGAGAUACCCUCUUCUGAUACAGCGAAGUGAGAAACUUCUUCAAAUCCAAAGAGACAAGAAAAAAAGAAAACUAAAAGUUCGCACAAUUUAUAUAGAAGCCUACAUGUAUUUUACAUUACUUCAUUGGCCAUUACAACUUAGAUCAGACAAAUAUUCUUCAGACAUAUGCAGAACUGAUAGAUUACCGAAACUGUUAGAAGAGUGGCAAAACGAAUAUGAUGAAAGAUUUGCAUCAAAGCGAAAUGAUCAAGUGCGUGUUAAACCAACAACGUUUUUUGCUUUGGCGGAAGGAAAUCCCGGUUGUGAUAUUGUGGAUCAAGACAUGAUUCGGGACGUAUGGAGAGAGCAACAAAACAAAGACGGAUAUCAAAGGAGAGAGGUCAAAGAAGAUGAUAUAUGGAAUCAAAAUUUGGGAGUAAGGCCAUACGUUCGACUAGAAGGUGUUGUGGACGGAAAUGGGCACAGUAUUAAGUACAAGAUUGUUUCUGACGAAGGAAAACUGAUGAAGCCCAUUUUUCAGUUUAAUAUUCAAACUUAUGAAAGUUGCAAGCAUUUGCGUAAUCGUCGUGUUUCGUUCGUUUUGGGAUUUACAUGGCGUGGACCAGCUGCUUUUGAAGUGAUUUUGAAAGAAAAUGUUGAAGACCCUUCUGUGCUGAAAGAAAACUCCAACGAAAUAUUUGCAAAAGGGUCAGGGGCCAUGCGUGCUGAGACUCAAACACCAAACAUUUGGAAAAAGAAACCAGGAACAAUGAGAAGUGGCACGCCAUCUUCUGAAGGUGACUGGGCUUAUAAUUUUGCUGCUGCGGACAGAGGCGCAUGUUCAGUUGAGGGAUUAGAUAGUAUGGGAGAUUCCCGGAGCGUGAAGACAUCUUAUUUGCUUUCUUCAGUGGAAAAAACAUUUGAUUUGGACAAUUACAUCAAGUCUGAAUAUAAGUCGGAUGAGCUCGGUUCUGCAACCCAAAUUGAAAUUGAUGACAUUGAUGAAGACACUUUCAAGAAACAUUCCGAACCUCCUCUUAAUCAAGAUACGAACCAAGAGCCUCAAUCAGACGACAAAAAGAAAAAGAAGAAACGAAAGAAGAAUAAGAAGCCUUAACGAUGUAACUGCUAUGGCCUUCAGUUUGAUAUGUCCAGAUUUCAACUUAUGCAAUAGAAAUAUCUCCUUUUCAAUAGUUCUAAUUCAUUAUUUGUAAAUAUUUUGUUGUCUUUUUCAUUUGUUAAAAUAUAUAUAUGAUGCUUUGUACAAACUUUCGAGUUAAGGCUUCAAAGACUGAUAACAUGUAUUUUUUUUCUUUUUCAAUCUUACUAGUUUUUGUUUUAUUUAGCUAUUUGUGAGAGUUAAUUACGAUUUGUUCAAACACUCUUGACAUGAACAUACUAAAACCUACCGUAGAAUUAUUUUUUUUGGAUUUUAAAGCAUAAGCUGUACAUUGAUUAUUCCCCUUUUCAUUAUAACUAGUUAUUCAUUUGUUUAUGAUUGUGAGUAUGUUUUCAACUUGUAAAAAUUGAUGAUGCCUUGUACUUUCAGUUAAAAAAAUGCGUAUUGAUUAUACCACUAUUUCAAUAUAACUUGUUAGCUAUUUAGUUGUUUAUGAAUGUGUUUAUUUUGUUUACUUGUAAAUAGCCAUGAUUCCCGAUUUCAAUUCAUGAAAUGCACAUUCAUUGAUCCCCUUUUCAAAACUACUAGUUAUUUAGUUGUUUAUAAAUAUGAGUAUAUUUUUCAUUUAAAAAAAAGAUUAUACCUUGUACGAAAACAUCAACCUACAAAGAAGAAAUACUCGUUCUAUAUUUUGUCAUAAAAUGCAUAUUGAUUAUUCCCCUUUUCAAUAUUACAAGAUUAUGAUUUAGUUUUAUUAGUUAUUAUUUGUAACUUGUAAAUAGCGAUGCUACUUUGUACGAAAAGUCUUGUCUUGAAUAUACUAGAACCUUCAAAGAAGAAAGAAUAUUUCAAUAUUUCAAUUCAUAAGAUGCAUAAUUAUUAUUGCCCUUUUCAAUAUAUCUAGUUUAACUAGUAAUAGUUUUUAUUUGCUUAUGAAUGUGUUUAUAUUUGUAACUUGUAAAUAGCCAUGAAGAUAAUAAAAUGCAUAUCGAUUAUUUACUUUUAAAAUAUUACUAGGUAGUUAUUUAGUUGUUUAUGUAUGUGUUUAUAUUUGUUACUUGUAAAUAACCAUGAUGUCUGAUUUCAAUUCAUAAGAUGCAUAUUUAUUAUUCCUCUUUUCAACAUUACGAGUUAGUUAUUUAGUUGUUAUGUAUGUGUAUAUAUUUGUUACUUGUAAAUAGCCAUGAUUGGUUAUUCCUCUUUUUAGAUAUUACUUGUUAGUUAUUUUGUUAUUUAUUUAUGUAUUUAUAUUAUUCACUUGUAAAUAGCCACGAUGCUUUGUAAGGAAAUGCAUGGCAUGUACAUAUGAAGUAUUUCUGUAUACUAUUUUGAGCCUUACAUUGCAAUUUUUAAAGGGCGAACGUUCACACGCCAUUGCCUUGUUGAUAUAUGUGACGUCAUCUACGAAAAUGAGUCAUAAGGAGGCAUUACUAUCAUUAUCACCGAAUUUGAAAAAGCGAUUGGAUAAAAAAAUAAAUCUUUCAACAAUGUGUAAAAUUUAAAUUACAGAUAAUUUAAAUUUUUUUUUUUUUUUAAAUAGCAUCAAUUGUCUGCUUAGAUUACACACUUUUUCCGAAUUGUUAACGUUAAUAAUACAAUGAAAUCUACAGAGACAAGCCCAGUCGUCGAACAUUAAAAAAUAAACCCUGAUUAGAGGCACAAGGCAAUAUUCCAAACGACAAUGAACUAGAGACACAAACGUGUAAACGCCACAAACACAAAUACCAACAACCACUUGUAUCUGUGCAGGACUCAUUUUCGCAUACGACGUCACACAUCCGCAUACAAAUAUAUUGACAUGGCGUUAACUUAUUGAUUAGAUGGAUUGUGAACUUUUCACUAUUUCACAAAAUACCAUUUACACAUACAUAUUGUUCAAUAACCAUCUGUCCUUAGUUGAUUUUCACCUAUGUUCAAGUGUAUAUUACUUAGUUUAUAAUUCGAUAUGAACAACAUUUUUACUGCUUGGUCAAUUUAUGCCCAUUUACCCGAAUUUGCCUUAAACAUGACUUCCAAUAUGCUAUCAAUCGGACCAAGUAGGUACUUGUGAACUACUACAUAUUGGCAAUGCUCAUAAUUGUUAUCUUUAAAAAAUUGUAUGCAAUUUACUUCGUAAAAUAUGAUAUUUUGUACACGAACAUAGCUGAAAUGUACAAACGUGUAAAUUGAGUAACUUAUAAUGUGUAUUUAUAUGUAGCUGUUUAGGAACGCGUGGUUACCCCACGGUAUCCCUCUACAUAAGUUUACCGAUGUAUGGAUAAAGUGUAUUAUGCUUCCCCAUCGGAGCCCAUGUCUUAUAUGUAUUUAUAUGUAGCUGUUUAGGAACGCGUGGUAACCCCACGGUAUCCCUCUACAUAAGUUUACCGAUGUAUGGAUAAAGUGUAUUAUGCUCCCUCAUCGGAGCCCAUGUCUUAUAUGUAUUAAUAUGUAGCUGUUUAGGAACGCGUGGUAACCCCACGGUAUCCCUCUACAUAAGUUUACCGAUGUAUGGAUAAAGUGUAGUAUGCUUCCUCAUCGGAGCCCAUGUCUUAUAUGUAUUAAUAUGUAGCUGUUUAGGAACGCGUGGUAACCCCAUGGUAUCCCUCUACAUAAGUGUACCGAUGUAUGGAUAAAGUGUAGUAUGCUUCCUCAUCGGAGCCCAUGUCUUAUAUGUAUUAAUAUGUAGCUGUUUAGGAACGCGUGGUAACCCCACGGUAUCCCUCUACAUAAGUGUACCGAUUUAUUGAUAAAGUGUAGUAUGCUUCCUCAUCGGAACCCAUGUCUUAUAUGUAUUAAUAUGUAGCUGUUUAGGAACGCGUGGUAACCCCAUGGUAUCCCUCUACAUAAGUGUACCGAUGUAUGGAUAAAGUGUAUUAUGGUACCUCAUCGGAGCCCAUGUCUUAUAUUUAUUAAUAUGUAGCUGUUUAGGAACGCGUGGUAACCCCAUGGUAUCCCUCUACAUAAGUGUACCGAUUUAUUGAUAAAGUGUAGUAUGCUUCCUCAUCGGAGCCCAUGUCUUAUAUGUAUUAAUAUGUAGCUGUUUAGGAACGCGUGGUAACCCCAUGGUAUCCCUCUACAUAAGUGUACCGAUGUAUGGAUAAAGUGUAUUAUGGUACCUCAUCGGAGCCCAUGUCUUAUAUUUAUUAAUAUGUAGCUGUUUAGGAACGCGUGGUAACCCCAUGGUAUCCCUCUACAUAAGUGUACCGAUGUAUGGAUUAAGUGUAGUAUGCUUCCUCAUCGGAGCCCAUGUCUUAUAUGUAUUAAUAUGUAGCUGUUUAGGAACGCGUGGUAACCCCAUAGUAUCCCUCUACAUAAGUGUACCGAUGUAUGGAUAAAGUGUAUUAUGGUACCUCAUCGGAGCCCAUGUCUUAUAUGUAUUAAUAUGUAGCUGUUUAGGAACGCGUGGUAACCCCAUGGUAUCCCUCUACAUAAGUGUACCGAUGUAUGGAUAAAGUGUAUUAUGCUUCCUCAUCGGAACCCAUGUCUUAUAUGUAUUAAUAUGUAGCUGUUUAGGAACGCGUGGUAACCCCACGGUAUCCCUCUACAUAAGUGUACCGAUGUAUGGAUAAAGUGUAGUAUGCUUCCUCAUCGGAGCCCAUGUCUUAUAUGUAUUAAUAUGUAGCUGUUUAGGAACGCGUGGUAACCCCACGGUAUCCCUCUACAUAAGUGUACCGAUUUAUUGAUAAAGUGUAGUAUGCUUCCUCAUCGGAACCCAUGUCUUAUAUGUAUUAAUAUGUAGCUGUUUAGGAACGCGUGGUAACCCCAUGGUAUCCCUCUACAUAAGUGUACCGAUGUAUGGAUAAAGUGUAUUAUGGUACCUCAUCGGAGCCCAUGUCUUAUAUUUAUUAAUAUGUAGCUGUUUAGGAACGCGUGGUAACCCCAUGGUAUCCCUCUACAUAAGUGUACCGAUUUAUUGAUAAAGUGUAGUAUGCUUCCUCAUCGGAGCCCAUGUCUUAUAUGUAUUAAUAUGUAGCUGUUUAGGAACGCGUGGUAACCCCAUGGUAUCCCUCUACAUAAGUGUACCGAUGUAUGGAUAAAGUGUAUUAUGGUACCUCAUCGGAGCCCAUGUCUUAUAUUUAUUAAUAUGUAGCUGUUUAGGAACGCGUGGUAACCCCAUGGUAUCCCUCUACAUAAGUGUACCGAUGUAUGGAUUAAGUGUAGUAUGCUUCCUCAUCGGAGCCCAUGUCUUAUAUGUAUUAAUAUGUAGCUGUUUAGGAACGCGUGGUAACCCCAUAGUAUCCCUCUACAUAAGUGUACCGAUGUAUGGAUAAAGUGUAUUAUGGUACCUCAUCGGAGCCCAUGUCUUAUAUGUAUUAAUAUGUAGCUGUUUAGGAACGCGUGGUAACCCCAUGGUAUCCCUCUACAUAAGUGUACCGAUGUAUGGAUAAAGUGUAUUAUGCUUCCUCAUCGGAACCCAUGUCUUAUAUGUAUUAAUAUGUAGCUGUUUAGGAACGCGUGGUAACCCCACGGUAUCCCUCUACAUAAGUGUACCGAUUUAUUGAUAAAGUGUAGUAUGCUUCCUCAUCGGAACCCAUGUCUUAUAUGUAUUAAUAUGUAGCUGUUUAGGAACGCGUGGUAACCCCAUGGUAUCCCUCUACAUAAGUGUACCGAUGUAUGGAUAAAGUGUAUUAUGCUUCCUCAUCGGAGCCCAUGUCUUAUAUGUAUUAAUAUGUAGCUGUUUAGGAACGCGUGGUAACCCCACGGUAUCCCUCUACAUAAGUGUACCGAUGUAUGGAUAAAGUGUAUUAUGGUACCUCAUCGGAGCCCAUGUCUUAUAUGUAUUAAUAUGUAGCUGUUUAGGAACGCGUGGUAACCCCAUGGUAUCCCUCUACAUAAGUGUACCGAUGUAUGGAUAAAGUGUAUUAUGCUUCCUCAUCGGAACCCAUGUCUUAUAUGUAUUAAUAUGUAGCUGUUUAGGAACGCGUGGUAACCCCAUGGUAUCCCUCUACAUAAGUUAACCGAUUUAUUAAUAAAGUGUUUAAUGCUUCCUCAUCGGAGCCCAUGUCUUAUAUUUAUUAAUAUGUAGCUGUUUAGGAACGCGUGGUAACCCCACGGUAUCCCUCUACAUAAGUUUACCGAUGAAUGGAUUAAGUGUAGUAUGAUUCCUCAUCGGCCUCAUGUACAUGUAUUAGUUGUAUUAUGAUGUAGUUGUUUUGGAACGCGUGGAGAUCCUAGAGGAAUCCAUCUACAUGUAACUGUGUAAUGUGUUAAUUGAAUUUUGGCCUAUUUGUUUCGAAAGUUAAUAUCUGUUAUUUACAAAUUGUUAUGCAUGUGAUUUACAUAUUCUUGUAUAUGAACUUGAUAUUAUAUCUGUAUUUCGCAAAAAAGCUAUUACUGCAAUUUGUAUAGCUUUUUAUGUCUGCACGUUUUUUUAAAAUGUACCUUUACCCAUCCGUCAGUGAUUCAAGCUUGUAUUGUUAAAGUUAUAAUAAGUUGAAAUAAGUGACGUCAAAAUAUGUACGGAAACACACAUUUUUGGCAAACGCAUAGAAAUUUCUUUUCUUUAUAAAGUUUUAUUUGACAGUUAUGUAUUCGUUUUAAGUUAAAAAUAUCUGCUUUUGUAACAGUAUCGUACCAAAAAGACACGAUCAACAGAAAUUGAAAAUAAAAUUGAUAUAACGACGUUAUCUUGACGCACUUUUCUAAAUAUUCAAACAUGCUCAGCGACUAUACGUGUACGAUAAAGUGAACCCUUUUUGACUGAAUGUUAAAGUGAUACUUGUAUUCAAAUUCAAUACAUAAACAUGUAUGACAAACAUAAAUUUUGUGUGAAAAACCUUUAACUUCUUACUAAAUUAAGCAUUUAUGGAAAAUGUUAAUAACUGACAACAAGUUUGUAACCGUGUAUUUAAUACCCGAAAACGCAAAAUAUUAAAUGAAUGGUGAGUGCUAGAUUUACUGUGAUUUACUAUCGUCUCAUAAGGUAGAAAUACCGUGUUUUCUGCACCUUUCUUUCAAAUUAAACUCUGUAUCCUUCAUAAGCACCAUUGUUUUCGACAUUUAUUCAUCCUUUUUGAUAUAUUAAAACAAUUGCACUAAUUGUAAUAAAUCUUAUUUGGGAGUAAGGGUGCACCUUCCCAUCAAUGUAGGCUCAAUGUGUUUAGGCUUGUUUUAUAACAUAGUCGAGCUAUCAUUAUAUGAGCCUCAUCGCGCGAUUUUGGGCCUUCGGUCAUAUAUUUGCUAUUAUAAUGUUUUAAGAUAUUUGAACUGAAACAUAUUUCAGAAAGAAGUUCUGAAAUUUUCAUGACGAUAUAUCUUAAAUUGUGUAAGAUACGUGUUUACAAGUAUUGAGCUGACCAUGUAUUGAGAGUUUUGAAUAUUAAAUUUGACGUCAUGCAUAUGACGUCGUUACGAAAGCACAUUAUUCAACUGACGUGCAAAUUUAACGUAUCAAUAUUACAACUAGUUUAUAUUUAAAUCAUUUUGUUAACACGGAAUCUAAAGGAACAUGAAUUAAGAUCAAAAUGGUGAAUCAUUUUUGUAUUUUUUAUACAUUUGUUCGUUUUAAAAACAGACUAUUAAUGCAGUCAAAAUAUGUCGGGACCAAAUCCAUGGUUGCUAUGGAAACAUGAGUAAACAAAUGGUCAUAAAUUGUCGAGAAAAUGAUGCACCAAUGACAAACCUCUAAAAGAAAAAAGUUUGGAAGAAAUUGAUAUACAAAGAAAAAUAACUAUUUUCGGCAUUUUUUAUUAAUGAUUAUUUCAUUCAAUGCGGCUCAUAUGUUGUCGUUGUUUGUUUUGUUCUGCUGGUUAUGUAUGGAAUAUAUAAUGUAUUAUUGUUAAAGUAUGCAAACUACUCCCAACUGACCUAAUUGUCAUAAGUUUUCAUAUAACCAUGGACAAUACCCAUCAUGUUCAGCUAUAAAUGGAAAUUAUUUGUUUAUAUAUUCUAUGAAUUGGUAAAUGUAAUAUCUGCAUGUCAUCUUAAUGAUACUUGAACUUCUUUGUAAUAAUAUUGAAGGUGAAUGUUACCAAUUAACUGCCAUUUUCCCUGGGCAGAUGUUUACAAUAUUACAUUUGUAUUUGUAAUGUGUGCUAGGUAUUUGUAUGUUCGCCUUUUGCAUUUUAUAAUCGUCUAUACAAUAAAGCUUGAUGUUCUUGA